CCGGCGAGGGUCAGAGGUCGGGUGUCGGAGGUCAGGGGUGAAAGUUGACGGAGCAUGCAGACUGCCGAGGGAGGCAGAGACGCUAUAGGCAGCUCUCCUGACGUGUGUGAGAUCAUGGUAGUCUUGCUUGCGCUGUUGUAGUGUUCAGGCGUAGACGGUAUUUACUGUAUUUACACUUUGUGCUUACGGGGAUAAGGCAAAACAUGACCGCCAAUGAAGAUCAGGAGAUGGAGCUGGAGGCUUUACGUUCCAUUUAUGAAGGAGAUGAGUGUUUUAAAGAAUUGAGUCCUGUUUCUUUUCAGUACAGGAUAGGAGAUCAUGAAGAUCCUAAAGCUUUCCUACUAGAGAUCUCCUGGCCUGAAACAUAUCCAGAAAUUGCCCCCAAUAUAUCGCUGGAUGCCUUUUUCAACAACAGAAUUUCCCCAGAAGUGAAGAAAAGUAUUAUUGCCCAACUAGAAGAGCAGGUUGAAGCAAAUCUGGGAACUGCCAUGAUGUACACGCUGUUUGAAUGGGCCAAAGAAAAUCAAGAUUUGCUUAUGGAGAACCAUCAGCCUGUGAUCAAUGCAGUGACCCUGACCUCCAACACGGAAAAUUCCCUGGCCACCAACCUGAGCUCUUCGAACAAGAAAAGAGAGAAGAAAGAACAGUUAACAAAAGCUCAGAAGCGGAAGCUAACGGGGAGAACAGAUAACAGGGGUGAACUUCCACGAGGCUGGAACUGGGUGGAUGUAAUCAAGCAUCUUAGCAAAACAGGUGGUAAGGAGGAAGACUAGCAGCUGCUCUGGCGAACUGGAUGUCCAGGGGUUUUAAAAUCAAGUGCAAUGAAAACACACGACCUCACAGACCUGCGCGACACCAUGCUGCUCGACAGGAGCCAGAAUCCUCGCGGACCUGAGAGUCUAUCAGAAUUAGAAAACAUUUUGAAAGGAGUUUUUUUUAAAGAAUAAGACAGGUUUCAUGGACUUUAGAUGGAUGGAGCACUCCUAGAAGAGUGGUGUUUGUCUUUGUAAAGCAACAUAAAAUGACACCUCGUUGUUAGUGCUCAGUAACUUGUUUCCUGAUAUUUCCUGCAAUUAGGUACAGGUUGAAGUAUUUAUUUCAGUUCAGUGUACAUUAAACAUUUUGCUCAGCUCCAGUCCUGGAGGGACUGGUCACUCUGUAUCUCCAGCACCUAAAGACCUGUACACAGGUGUUAGGUUAAUCCAGUUAGGUCCGUAAUUGAAUCGCUCUGUUGGUGAAGAGAGACACCAGUAGGAAAACUUGUAGAAACAGCAACCCUCCCUGCACUGAGGUUAACGCAGUACGUUUCUCUAGAGCCUGUCUGCGCCGUUACCUCGGAGUGAAAACACGGUGGUCAGGGCGCUGGUAAAAGUCCGAUCUUUGGCACGGAUUAGUAGAGACCACCAUUCAUCUGUCUUCUUACACACGGCUUGCUGUGUAGCUGAGGCAGGUUUUGGUUGCGAUCCACAAAUCGUAACAGAAGACAUUUACUGUUCCAUCAGCCCAAUUGGAACGUUUUUGUUCGCGGAGUUUUCAUAUCUAAAUGCAAGCUGCACAAAGGACAGAUCACAAGAUGACCUAGACUUUUUGCAAAUUUUUUGGCACUGUGGCUAAGGGUCUGCGCCUGUGGCUGGAAGGUUGCCGGUUCAAAUCCCACGGCCGGCAGAGGAAUCCUACUACGUUGGGCCCCUCAGCAAGGCUCUUAAGGGCUCCAGGGGUGCUAUAAAAAUGGCUUCUCUCUCCCCAUCUGUGUGUCUCAUGGAGAGCAAGCUGGGGUCUGCGAAAAGACAAAUUCCUAAUGCAAGAAAUCGCGUAUGGCUAAUAAAGUGAUCUUAUCUUAGCUUAACAUAAUGUAAAGCAGAAGCCGUCUGUUUUCAGUAACAGCUUACUCCAGGACUGGGUUGGCAGUGAGCUGGAGCCCAUCCAGCAGACAGUGGGUACAGGGCUUCACAGGACAAUGGACGUGCAACCAUUAAAGAUGCCACUUAACCUAAUCUAACAAAGGCCGGGCCUGUCUUGGGGCUGUGGAAGGAAACCAGAGCCCCUCUAGUGAAAACCAUUGUGGCCACAGUGGGUGCUUGCACGCUCCACACACAGUUCCACAGUGGUGGAACCCGGGGCCAGACUUCAAUCCAGGGCCAUAGAGCGCUGAGGCACAAUCCUCGUGAAGAUGUUCUGCAGGUGUGUCGUCAUGGGGAGGACGGUACCUCAACCCGCAUAUGUGGCCUAGCAAUGUGGCAACUGCAACCACUUUUUUUUAAUGGCAAAUGGAUUGAAAAAAAUGUAAACAAAAUCUACACCCAAAACCCUCUAAUGCUGUGAUUCAGUGUGAAGUGGGGGGAAACGUUCAUGAGGCAUAUCUAAGGGGGGAUGCUUGUGGAGGCUCUGCUGACUUUUGAGGCCUGUCUUUUUCACAAGAUAUUCAUCUUUUAAAACAACUUCUUUUUUAAAAAAAAUAAAUAAACGUUAUUUAUCAGUA
Molecule: messenger RNA, 2479 nt
Organism: Lepisosteus oculatus (spotted gar)
Lineage: Eukaryota; Metazoa; Chordata; Actinopteri; Semionotiformes; Lepisosteidae
Source: RefSeq, a predicted model, not a curated record